This is a messenger RNA of Aspergillus fumigatus Af293, 672 nucleotides long. RefSeq lists its product as uncharacterized. The record is from RefSeq and is a predicted model, not a curated record. The transcript is spliced from 2 exons. NCBI's taxonomy places the organism in Eukaryota, Fungi, Ascomycota, Eurotiomycetes, Eurotiales, Aspergillaceae. The coding region runs from base 1 to 672 and encodes 223 amino acids.
AUGGAAUGGCUAGAGAAAUAUCUAAUCAUCCGUGGAGGUCGGUGUAAGCCAACAAACAUCGAGGCGCCGAAAUAUGAAUGGCCUGAUUCCCCCGUCGAGCCUGUCGGCCCUUGUCGGGAGGCCUUCAAUGUCCAGAGAAACCUUUUCGUCGACUUGGAAAAGCUGUGUACUUUGGCUGAGAAAUGCCGAGAUACCGCCAUAGUAAACGCGAUUGAGUCGCGCUUCUUGCGGAAACAUGCAAAGCAUUUAAAGAACUUGGGCGAUCUCCUACAACAAGUGACCCGAGUGUCAAAGCAGCCCGGACUAGGCCUAUACCACCUCGACGCAGAAUUGCGUCAUAAUAAUGGCUGCAUCCCCUGGAUGUCUAUGAAUGAUCCUGAUACCAUCGAGGAAGGAAUCAGGGCUGUUACAAAGAAGAUCGGCGGUGGACUUGCGCUUCAGACACACCAUGAGGGAACAAAACUCGCAUCGAAGGAAAGUACAUUCGCUGGUGUAGGCUUACGCCUGAAGAAGCGAGACAAGAGCGGGCCAAAGGUCGAGGUCAAUCAAACGCCUUGCAGCCCUUGCUUUGGUUGCUGGGAUUCCAUAUGCAUUACCAUGUCUCAAAAACUAGAGCAGACAGCGAAUUCAAAGGGUUUGUGUGUUGCGACCAAGGGAUUUUCUAUUAUGUAA